Molecule: messenger RNA, 2730 nt
Organism: Colletotrichum phormii
Lineage: Eukaryota; Fungi; Ascomycota; Sordariomycetes; Glomerellales; Glomerellaceae
Product: DEAD/DEAH box helicase
Exons: 13
Coding region: 1-2730 (909 amino acids)
Molecular function (GO): nucleic acid binding; ATP binding
Source: RefSeq, a predicted model, not a curated record
AUGGCCACCAAUUACGGCAUCUGGCAUAAAACAUCCGUCGAGGCCGCCGAGGAGCAAGGCCGAGCUUAUCACUCCGUGACAACCACAAUUGCUGGGCAGAAACGACCUCGGGCUGAGUCUGCUCAUCCUAUUGCACCGAAACCGACAGAUUUGCCUCGCCACACCUCUCUAGUGCAGAGAGCGGCAAGUUUGCCUCCUGUGCCUCCAAAACUUACAGCGAGCCCGAUAAUCUCAUUGAGCCCGGCGGCCACUCAAGGUCCAUCUGAAUACACACAGCGGAGAGAAUUCCAGUCCACGCCUUCGUCAUCUUCGGAUCCGUUGCUUGCUCUUGCCCAUCCAUACUAUGGACUUCCUCGAUCCUUGGUCCGGAACCUUUACAGCCUGGGUAUCAAAAUAAUGUAUCCAUGGCAAAAAGCAUGUCUCCGCGGGCCGGGGCUUCUCGCUGGCGAAAGAAACCUCGUUUACAUUUUGAUGCUGAAGAGGGUGCUAGAGGAAAAGAACGCCAAAGUUCUUUUGGUUCUGCCUUAUGUUGCCCUCGUACAGGAAAAGGUCCGUUGGCUUCGAAACAUCGUCCAGGGUGUGAUGAAACCCAAAGAUGAGAUUGACGACGAGAAACGCAUCUGGAGGCGGCGGGCAGACGAAGACACGAUCAGGGUCAUUGGGUUCUUUGGAGGAAGCAAAAUCAAGCCUACUUGGUCUGACUUUGACAUCGGCGUGUGUACCAUAGAGAAGGCCAACGCACUUGUCAAUACGGCAAUAGACGAUUGCUCAAUCAAGCAUUUAAAGUCGGUUGUCCUCGACGAACUUCAUAUGAUCGACGAUGACCACCGCGGUUAUCUGAUGGAGUUGAUGGGCACAAAGUUGCUCACCCUGCCUCAGCCGGUGCAAAUCAUCGGUAUGAGCGCCACCAUGUCUAACAUCAGUCUCUUGGCUACAUGGCUGGGAGCACAUUCGUAUGAAACGCGUUAUCGCCCAGUACCGAUCGAAGAACAUCUUGUCUACGAGGGCAAUGUGUACCCAGCAACAACGACAAGUGAGCUGCUGAAGACGGCCAAGAACCUCAAUACAGCCACUCACCAGCCGGGAUCUAGAGCCACAAGACGCAUCGAACCUUCGAGUCACAAGGAAUUCCAAGAUCCCGUGCUCAAUGCUGUUAUUUCACUUGCUAGCGAGACUGCUAAGGCUGGCUACGGAGCGUUGGUCUUCGCCAGCAGUCGUUACGGCUGUGAAGCAGACGCCCGUUGGAUUGCCAAAGUCAUGCCGACGCAAGACGAGCUCGACCCUGGCCUUGUGGAGAAGAGGGUUGAACUCAUGGCUGAGUUGCGCAGUCUCGGGACGGGCAUCGAUCCUGUCCUGGAAGAGACGGUACCUAUGGGCGUUGCAUUUCACCAUGCUGGUCUUACCACCGAAGAACGAGACAUCAUCGCCAAUGCAUACGAUGCCGGGACCCUCAAAGUGUGUGUAGCGACAUGCAGCUUAGCAGCUGGCAUAAACUUGCCGGCACGACGAGUUAUCCUUCACAAUGCUCGCAUGGGAAGAGAUUUCGUGGGGCCAUCGAUGCUCAGACAGAUGCGUGGACGUGCUGGUCGCAAGGGAAAAGACGAAGUCGGAGAAACCUACCUGUGCUGCCGAAAAGAUGAUCUUGAGCAGGUUGUCGACUUGAUGCACGCCGAGAUGCCAAAAAUCACCAGCGGUUUGAUGACGGAUAGGAAGCGAAUCCAAAGAGCACUCCUGGAAGUCAUUGCCAUACGAUUGGCAACAAGCCGAGAUGCGCUGGACGAGUACAUAACGAAGACUCUGUUAAGCCGCUCUGGGCCUCUGGAGUCCCUCCAAGACUGCGUCGAGGUCAGCCUCAAAAAUCUGACAAACAUGGGCUUUGUGUCCGUGGACGUUUGCGACAACUAUCAGCCGACAAAACUUGGGAGGGCCAUUGUAGCCUUUGCAUUGGAUCCUGACGAUGGUGUCUUUAUCCACAAGGAACUGGAAAGGGCGCUUCAAGCAUUUGUUAUGGAUGGAGAGAUGCACAUCCUUUACACUUUUACGCCCGUCCAGGACUCUGGCACCAACAUCAAUUGGCAGGUUUUCAGGAACGAAGUGGACAAUAUGGAUGAAAGUGGCCAUAGAGUUCUCGGCUUCCUUGGGCUCAAGCGUGCUGUGAUCAACCGGUUGGCGCAGGGUAGCACACUCAAAGAGACGACUGCCGAGGAGAAAGAGAUGGUUCGUGUACACCGUCGGUUUUACAUGGCCUUUCAAUUACGAGACCUGUGUAACGAGAUGCCCAUCCACGUUGUGGCGCGAAAGUACGAUGUGCCGCGCGGUGCUGUCCAAACCCUAUCCCAAACUUGCAACGGGUUUGCGGCUGGAAUGAUCAAAUUCUGCGAACAUAUGGAUUGGGGCGUUAUGUCUGCUGCACUAGAUCACUUUUCAGAUCGUUUAAGAGCUGGGGCAAAAGCCGACUUGCUGGCCUUGGCCAGAAUUACGUUCGUGAAGAGCCGGACAGCUAGAGUCUUUUGGGAGAACGGGUUUCGCAGCAUUGCGGCCGUCGCAAAUGCUGAUCCCAAUGAGCUUUUGCCAAUCCUGAUGCAGGCUCAACCGAGUAAAUUGCGUAUCAAGGAACAGGAAAGCAUCAAAUACGAAGAAAAACUCAUGGCCAAGGCCAGGGUCAUCUCGGACUCGGCCAACCGACUGUGGCGUAUUCAAAUGCAACAGGAAGUCUAUGAGGAAGAAUGA